Schistosoma mattheei is the source of this 1871-nucleotide messenger RNA. The record is from the annotation of a GenBank genome assembly. NCBI's taxonomy places the organism in Eukaryota, Metazoa, Platyhelminthes, Trematoda, Strigeidida, Schistosomatidae.
UUUCACUCUUAUUCAAGGUGAAGUCAAAUUUUGAAUAUCUUGUCAAUGAACAGCAACGGUAUGAGUUCUGAUGGCCCAAAAAGAAAAGUAGCAUUGAUCACCGGAAUAACAGGACAGGAUGGUUCUUAUUUGGCCGAGUUCUUAUUGUCAAUGAAUUAUAUAGUUCAUGGAAUUAUAAGAAGAUCAAGCACGUUUAAUACUGGUAGGGUAAACCAUAUUUACGAAAAGAACAAGUUAUUUUCCGAAAAAACGUUUUUUCUUCACUAUGGUGAUAUGACUGAUAGUUCUUCAUUGAUCAAAAUAAUCAGUAAAGUAAUGCCUGAUGAAAUAUACAAUUUGGCCGCUCAGUCCCAUGUGAAGGUCUCUUUCGACCUUAGUGAGUAUACUGGUGAAGUUGUUGCUCUUGGUACUUUACGUUUGCUGGAUGCUAUUAGGACAUGUAAAUUAGAAAAAUCAGUCAAGUUUUAUCAGGCUUCCAGCAGUGAACUGUAUGGGAAAGUCGUGGAAACGCCACAAAGUGAGAAAACACCUUUUCACCCGAGGUCACCGUACAGCGUUGCCAAACUGUACGCAUAUUGGAUUGUGGUAAAUUAUCGGGAGUCUUAUGGAAUGUUUGCAUGCAAUGGAAUUCUAUUCAAUCAUGAAAGCCCCCGGCGAGGAGAAACGUUCGUUACUCGAAAAAUUACACGUGCAGUUGUACGAAUUAAAAAGGGUCUACAGAGUGUUUUGGAAUUAGGUAAUUUAAAUUCUGAGCGUGAUUGGGGAUUCGCUGGUGAUUAUGUUAAGGCUAUGUGGCUUAUGCUUCAACGUGAUACACCGGAGGAUUUCGUUAUUGCAUCUGGGGAAAAGCAUUCUGUUCGUGAAUUUACCAAUUUGGCUUUUGAACAUGUUGGAAUCCAUUUAACAUGGAAAGGAACCGGUCUUAAUGAAGUUGGUGUUGAUUCAGAAUCAGGAAAUGUACUUGUUCGUGUCAAUGAACGUUACUUCCGUCCUGCAGAAGUAGUAAGUAUAGUAUUUCACAGGUGUCAGUUUAUUGCUUCUGUUUAGCUCAUUUAUUAUUGCAUAUUAAAUUUCUGUCUAUUUCUACAUUAGUUCAUUAUCUACAUAUUUGCAAAUCGCCAUUCAGUAGAUUAAAUAAUAAAAUGAAUAGUGAUUUCGAUGUCUGUUCUGUGCAUUGGACUAAAGGACUCACUUAUUUCCAUAUACAAUAUCUUCGAAAUAAACAGUUUUCUCUUUUUUUUAUUAUAUUCCAAAAAAACACAAGCUGACAAAUACCUCAGUGUGACUUUGCAGUUAUUUAAUAAGGAUAUGUCAAAUUAGUAAAACUGGCAUUAAUCCACAUGCAUUCAGAGUAAUUGUUUGUUAAUGCGGUAAGUACUGAAGAGUGAUCAACAAAUAUUGCAGUUUACGUUCCUGUUCGACUGAACACAUUGCCUAUGAACAGUAACCAGACUUAUUCUGAUUUAAUUGAUCUGUGUCUCUGAACAUUCAGAGCACAAUAUAGCUUUCUGAAGGAGUUACAUCAAUGUCAGAUACCUAGCUUCUGCGUUAAAAUAAAACAAAAGAGGGGAAUUCAGCAAUCAUUCUUUACUGAUGAAGUCAGUGAAUUACUUCGAUCAGACUCACCUACUAAGACUAUAUGUAGAAAAAUACUCAUUCAUAAACUCAGUAAGUAGUUGAAGUGACUUUAAAGAGCGGUUCAUCCGGACUUGGAUUACUUUAAGGAAAGAUACUAUUCACUCAAAUACUGUCAGCAAAACAUGUACGAAGUUUGAUUUUUUGUAGAGAAAACACUUCUUAGACGAAUGUCCUAGUUAUAAUGCACUCAUUAGUAAGUUUUUUCACAGGAUCUUUUAUUAGGGGAUUGCACU